Messenger RNA from Closterium sp. Naga37s-1, 879 nucleotides. The record is from the annotation of a GenBank genome assembly. Lineage: Eukaryota; Viridiplantae; Streptophyta; Zygnematophyceae; Desmidiales; Closteriaceae.
AUGCACUCUGUGCAGAAACGAAAUGUGCUUCCCCGUUGGAGGUCCUCCUCCUCCUCUGAUCGCAAUCUCUCACGCUCCCAUCUGCUCCCCCCCAUCCCAGCCAAGCAGCGGCACUAUAGCCAUCAUACCUACAGGCACCACCUCUCCCUCCCUCCCACGUCACCUGCACCCCGACCGCCUGACAUGCUGUCACCCAUCCGCCUCCCCAGCCCAUACCCCACUCCCUUUGUGUUUGGGCCAUAUAGUUUUCUCUCCACUCUCCCCCCCUUAACCCCCUACUCCCCCCCUUUCUCCCUCGCUGUCCCAUCUCCCCCUCCUUGUUCUCUUACCCUGCCCUCCCUCUAUUUACCCGCAGCUGCUCCUAGCAGUGCCAUGCCCUCUCCCCGCAACAUCCCCAAGUUCAUUUCCCUGCCUUGUCGUCACCCUACAUCUCUUGUUGCCCCAUUCCCUUCAUGGCAGGUUGGUGCAUCAGUAGGCCUGGUGGGCCUAUGCCUCGUCCUACUGCCCGCGCAUCCUACAACAGCGGUUUCAAUUAACUUUCCGCAUUGCUCUGCCAUAGCACCCUUGUGUUCCGCCAACUCCCCCUUCACCGCUUCCAACUCCCCCUUCACCGCUUCCAACUCCCCCUUCACCGCUUCCAACUCUGCCCUCACCGCCGCCAACUCCCCCUUCACAAUUGCAAACUCUCUCUCCCUCUCCACCACAGCAGUCACAUUAUUCUGGUCCCCUGCAGCAAGCAAUGUGCGCCGCAACUCAUCCACCUCCUCCUUGUGUGCAGCCAACUCCUCUCUCACUGCUGCCAGCACCGCCUCUUUGAUCAACGCAUUCAGUGCACUCGUCACUCUCUCAGCAGCCAUAUCAUCCACUGGAAUCGCCUGA